GAACGCGUGCAUGAUGAGUUCAGUAAGCAGAGAGCGGACAGUGUCCACCGCUGAAGGUUUCUUGUGCGGAGGAAUAGCGGCAUGCACUGCGGUCACUGUAUCCAAUCCUGCUGAAGUUGCUAAAACUCGUAUGCAGUUGCAGGGAGAAUUGACCAAAGGUGGUGGUCAAAAAGUGUAUAAGAAUGCUCUCGAUGUGCUUGCGAAAACGUGGAGGAACGAGGGAAUUCGUGGCUUGCAAAGAGGUCUUGGCCCAGCUUAUACUUACCAGAUUCUUCUCAAUGGAUCACGUUUAGGUUUUUAUGAGCCGUUCAGGCGAACAUUGAACCGCUUCAUAGGAAAAUCUCCAACUGACCAACUGCCACUAACAUCUAUAACCGCCGGAGCCGUUAGUGGUGCAGUUGGAGCUUCCCUUGGAAACCCACUUUUCCUUAUCAAAGCCAGAAUGCAGGCAUAUUCUCCGGCUCUCCCUGUAGGAACGCAGCACUAUUACAAGAGCUCCUUUGAUGCCCUGUCGACUAUCUGGAAGGCUGAGAAAUUCCGUGGACUAAUUCGUGGUAUAGAUGCUGCUGUCCUUCGAACGACAAUGGGAUCAUCGGUCCAACUACCAACCUAUCAUUGGACAAAGAAUCAGAUUGUCUCGAAUGGUCUUCUUCCUGCAAAUAGUAUAUGGACGUUUCUAGCCAGUAGUUCUGUCUCAGGCAUUUGCGUGUGUAUAGUCAUGCAACCAGCUGAUACAACAUUAACCCGGAUGUAUAAUCAACCCACUAAGCGCCUACCUAAUGGUAACUUAGUAGGAGCAUUGUACAAGAAUCCUAUCGAUUGCUUGUUGAAAACUGCCAAAGCGGAGGGUGUCCUUGGCUGGUACAAGGGAUCCACUGCUCAUUUCCUGCGCAUCGCUCCACAUACGAUUAUCACGCUAACUGCCAAUGAUAUUAUCACCAAUCUCUACAAGGAUCUGAAGUAUGGUCGUGCGGACUCUGAUGCUUAGACGAUAGGAUGGAGCUCAUUUUUAUUUGUAGUGAUAGACUAUUCUACCUUGGGCAACAUUUCAGUUCUCGACAUAACUCCUAUAUAGUACAUAACGAUCACACUCGGAUCCUGUUAUCAACAAUAAUUAAACUAUCCAUGCACCCUCUUUCCUGUCCUAUCCUCAUCAACACUUCGCCUCCGUUUAUUCAUGUUCCUCCAACCCCCAGCAGACGAUGGCAUCGAGAAAUAUUUUUCUAUUGGUGGUCUCAGCGAUUGCUGGUGUUUCUGUAAAUCGAAUGGUGGUACAGUAGUAGAGCUGGAAGGCGGAACAGCACGACUUGUGGUUGGGCUCGGAGGAUUGGAGUGGACGAGAGAUUCGAUAGUCAUAGUUGAAGUACCCGGAGUGGCGGGUUCCUUUUGGGAUGAUUUUUUCUUAUAGGUUUCUAACUCAGGCUUUCCCCGCCAUUUUGCAAUAGCUUCGCAAAAGCGCAAUGCUGCCCGCUCAACAGGCUCAGCUGGGUAGUGCCAUGCUAAGUCUUCCAUGUGUGUUGAAAGAUCGGGAGUUAGUGAGGGUAUCGCGUAGAACCUCCUCAAUCGCUCCUCCAUUUCAGUUUCAAACUCUGCCUCCGCGCCCUCUCUUCGCAGGGGAACCCCAGUUCUCCUAGCCUGUAGCGCAGGGAACAUUAUUCUUGUCGAUUCUUUCAAGUUUGGUAAAUCAUCGGGAUCGAACCAAUCCAACAUAUCGUCUUCGUCGUCCCAUUCCCUUUCGAAGUGGUCAUCGCUUGCCCCUAUCCCUAACCCGACUGCCAGUAGACAUUCCACAGCAUCUAGUCCGCGCCAGCCUCCGGUCAGGUAGCCUUCAAGUGCAGCGCGAGUUAAAAGACCACCGAGAAGCAUAUACCACUCCCUAGAAGGCCUCAACGCAGUUGAGUAGAUAUCACGCCGCGACGGUACUGAAGCCGGCGAUGAUGGUGUAAGUAUAUGGUCCUCAUUAAUCGACAUGCCACUACCUCCUGCACCAUUACCCCGCCGCUCAUCGUCACUCUCUCCUCCUGCGCGUUCUGAGCCGCCAUAUUCUUCUUCUCCUACCUCUCGUCCCAGUUCUAGAGCAACUAAAGCGGAAAGGCGUAUGAAUCGCGGUAUGAGUUCUGAUAAUCGCGUGUUGCCUGCACCGGUGCCCGUUGCAAGUUCGGCUUCAGCCUCUCUGGAAUUUAGCGAAGUCUUUGAUUUACGGCGUAGGACGCUCCCGCGUACGCCAGGCCUAGCCAAACCAGAACCUAUCCCGCUUCCGUCUUGCCAGCCUGUGAUUCCACCACCACUCCCGCCCAUACCCGUCAUACUGCUUCCCCCACCC
Molecule: messenger RNA, 2323 nt
Organism: Serpula lacrymans var. lacrymans S7.9
Lineage: Eukaryota; Fungi; Basidiomycota; Agaricomycetes; Boletales; Serpulaceae
Exons: 15
Coding region: 11-988 (325 amino acids)
Source: RefSeq, a predicted model, not a curated record